Molecule: messenger RNA, 1160 nt
Organism: Scatophagus argus
Lineage: Eukaryota; Metazoa; Chordata; Actinopteri; Scatophagidae
Product: small integral membrane protein 36-like
Exons: 1
Coding region: 359-661 (100 amino acids)
Source: RefSeq, a predicted model, not a curated record
CACAGUAAUUAAUGUUCACUUGCUCGCAGAUGAUAUAACACAGAAUCUGCCACAGUUACAACCGAGGCUUAAGUUAUUAAAGGCAGCCAUCGAUCGCAGGAACUCAAGGCUGGAGGAGUGGCGCGGAUUAAAGUAUUUUUACCACAAAGCCACGUAUCCACAGCGCUCAUCUGAAACAGAGCGGUGAGAGACAGCAGCGAGGCAGAGAGGGUGGAGGGAGGGCGGGGGACAGAUUGAAGAGGACAAAGAGGCUUGCUUCUCCUUCUGUAGCGGCAGUCCCACCUUUGCCUUCCUCUGAGGCCUCCGAGGCGCUUGUUCUUCGAGGCCUCGGCGACCCGCCCAGCAUGCAGCAGGCACCAUGGGCUUUCUGGAAAACUACCAAGAGAUUGACCCUGUCACUUUGAACCUUUGCAUCCUCAUCGCCAGCUACGUUAUCUUGCUCCUGGUCUUCCUGAUAUCGUGUAUCAUGUACGACUGCCGGGGCAAAGAUCCCACCAAGGAGUACGCCCCGGACCCGCAGCCGACUCAGUCUCCCAUCAGGCUGGUGGUGAUGCAGAGCUCUCCGGCCCCGGUGGGACGGUGGGACACGGCCAACAUGAUCACAACCUACCACGAGCCGACGCACUCGGACUUCAGGGAGAAGAAGAGCACGAUGGUCUGAGCGACGGAGGACUCUGUACAUAAAUGACUCUUUGUUUUGGUUUAUUGGGGGGUUUUUUUGUACGCAUCUUUCUUUAUACAUUUCUUUGUUUUGCUUUGUUUUGUUUUUUCUUUUGCUGGGACAAUGCUAGGAUUUGACCUACACAGGACCAGACUGGCACGGUAAGGGACACUGACAUGUGUUGACGUCUUUAAGUGCUGUUUGUAUGCACAUGAAAUCCCUCUUUAUCUCAAGGAUCUCGAGCCAAAGCCUGCAGUCUGCCGUGGACAGGAAAUGUCACAACUGAUAAGGCGUUUCAGCUGUGUGGUGUUGACAGACAGCAAAGGGCAGAGGUUUAGGAUUAGGGUUAGGAGACACGGAGAAGUGUAGUAGACUUAAAACUCAUCUUAACUUCUGCGGCUCUUUUGAAGUGUCACAUGAGGCAAACGAGGGCAUUGAAUUCUCGUCGAACCUUGACGUGUUUGGACUUUGUGCCUCCACUCCGGCAUGCAGAUAAAAC